Messenger RNA from Sporisorium graminicola, 1173 nucleotides. RefSeq lists its product as uncharacterized. NCBI's taxonomy places the organism in Eukaryota, Fungi, Basidiomycota, Ustilaginomycetes, Ustilaginales, Ustilaginaceae. Bases 1 to 1173 code for a protein of 390 amino acids. The transcript has a single exon. The record is from RefSeq and is a predicted model, not a curated record.
AUGCCGUUCACCAGCAUAAGCCGCCUUCUCCCACAGGACACCAGUCCCGGCCUGGCCCAGCUGGGUCUCGGCCUCGUCCUCAGCGUCUCGGUGUACCAGCUGAGCCAUUUCCACCUGCGCUCGCUUUGCCGCUACUUUUUCGCCAGCCCGCCGCCGGGCCCGCGCGGUACCAAGGUAUGCAAGCUCGAUUUCGCACCCUCCGACAUCGGGUGGGCGGACAGGUCAUUCUUGCUGCUCUUUGGGGUGCUGUACAAGGCAGUGCGCCGACGCGUGGUUGGGACGGGUCUGAAGCUGGCCAAGGGUGCCGAGACGGUCGAGUUGCCGAGACUGGAGUUGAUGUGUCCCAUUGACAUUGGGGACGGACAUAAGGAGCUCUACGGUCGAGCUGUUGCCCAGAGCGAGGAGACGGAAGUGGGAACGGAUCAGGGCGGAAAUGGCAUGGAGAGGCAAUUUCUGCUGGCGGCCAUGACCAACCAGUUGAUGCUGUUACUGGUCGUGCAUCCCAAGCUGCCCGUGUCACCGCUGGGCGGAGUCAAUGUUCGCAACCGCAUCGAGUCGCAUUCACCUCUGCCUGUACCAACCGGCCCGCUGACAGCACAUGCAUACGUCGGCGGCAAAGACGACGCAGCGCGCGUUGUCAAACGAGGGAUCGAGUUCGAUAUCCACAUCGACAUCCACGACUCUCACCAUCUCAUCCUACGCCAAACCAUCACCAUCCUCACGCUCUGCAAGACCCACAUCACCUCAUCCAACAGCACGCCACAGGCCGCACCUGCAGCGAGGCAGUUCGACACGAUCGGACGCAUCCACAUGACUACCUCGUCGCCCUCUCUCUGGUGCCGCGUGUGUGGAGACUACAACCCGAUCCACGUGUCGGCUACGCUGGCAAGGUUGUUUGGCUUCCGCGGCAAGAUCGCGCACGGCAAUCAUGUCGUUGCCAAGCUGCUGCAUCUGUACGCUUGCCAGCAGAGCGGCGGCGGUUUGGUCGGAGUGGAGAAGGAGGAAGGAUGGUGGAUCGAAAUGCAGUUCAAGCGGCCGAUGGUGCUUCCCCUUCGGAUGAGCGCUCAGCUGGAACAAGGUGCAGGCCGGCAGUCGCGGCAGUGGCAGUGUGUAGCAGAGGAACAUGGCAAGGAGGACAAGGUUUACGUUCUUGGCUCUUUGGGGCGAUCAUAG